Messenger RNA from Aspergillus mulundensis, 3219 nucleotides. Its product is annotated as exportin CRM1. Gene Ontology annotation, cellular component: nucleus; cytoplasm. Lineage: Eukaryota; Fungi; Ascomycota; Eurotiomycetes; Eurotiales; Aspergillaceae. Gene Ontology annotation, biological process: ribosomal large subunit export from nucleus; protein export from nucleus; ribosomal small subunit export from nucleus. The coding region runs from base 1 to 3219 and encodes 1072 amino acids. The transcript has 11 exons. Gene Ontology annotation, molecular function: nuclear export signal receptor activity; small GTPase binding. The record is from RefSeq and is a predicted model, not a curated record.
AUGUCUGUCUCUAUACAGGAGCUGGACACAACCGUCCAGGCCUUCUAUGAAGGCAAAGGCGACUUGCAAAAACAAGCCCAACAGACCUUGACAGAAUUCAAACAAAAUCCGGAUGCCUGGUUGAUUGUCGGAAACAUACUUCAGGAAUCACAAUACCCUCAGACUAAAUUCCUCGCCCUUCAAGUUCUUGACGAUGUAAUCAUGACACGAUGGAAGGUUUUACCAAGGGAUCAGUGCCUGGGAAUUCGCAACUUUAUCGUUAACUUUAUCAUCGAGAACUCCAAAUCUGAGGAGAAGCUAAGAAGUGAACGGGCGUUCUUGAACAAGCUUAACUUGGUUCUCGUCUCCAUACUGAAACAAGAAUGGCCGCAUAACUGGCCAACUUUUAUCAACGAAAUUGUCUCAUCGUGCCACACAAGUCUUUCAAUCUGUGAAAACAACAUGGCAAUCCUCCGACUACUGUCCGAAGAGGUGUUCGACUUCUCUCAAGAUCAGAUGACGUCGGUCAAAGCAAGGAACCUGAAGACGACCAUGACACAGGAGUUCUCAUCGAUUUUCCAGCUAUGCUCCGAGGUGCUUACUACCGCGAACCAGCCGAGCCUAGUCAAAGCCACAUUAGAGACGCUCCUUCGUUUCUUGAACUGGAUUCCGCUAGGGUAUAUCUUCGAGACCCCCGUUAUAAAUACCCUCUUAACGCGAUUCCUGGAUGUCCCCGAGUUUCGUAAUGUGACCCUUAAAUGUCUCACGGAGAUUGGUGGCCUGCAAAUCGGAAACCCGUACAACUAUGACGAGAGGCUCAUUCACAUGUUCACGGAAACUUUGACUACAGUAUCAAAAACUAUUCCGUUGUCCAUGGACUUGAAGAACACCUAUGCCAAGAGUAACUCGAGAGAUCAAGAGUUUGUGCUCAACCUGGCACUAUUCCUGUGCAGCUUUUUCAGUGCACACCUCAACCUCGUUGAAAAGUUACCUAACCGGGAUUAUCUCACGCAUGCCCAUUUCUACCUGAUUCGGAUCAGCCAGAUUGACGAUAGGGAGGUGUUCAAGAUCUGCUUGGAAUAUUGGACAAGAUUAGUACAAGAGCUUUACGAAGAGAUGCAGCAGCUUCCAAUUACUGACAUUAACCCCUUGGUGAGCAUGGGAGUGAGUGGUCUGUCCAAUGGGGGUGCUCCGCACCCGAAUACCCUUGCCGGCUACCCCCUCCGCAAGCACAAAUAUGAUGAGGUUCUGUCGAGCUUGCGCACCGUCAUGAUUGAAAAAAUGGUGCGCCCAGAGGAGGUUCUGAUCGUCGAAAACGAAGAGGGUGAAAUUAUCCGCGAAUUCGUCAAGGAAAGCGACACAAUCCAGCUAUACAAAACGAUCCGCGAGUGCCUGGUGUACCUCACACAUCUGGAUGUGAUCGACACGGAGAACAUCAUGAUCGAGAAGCUGGCAAAGCAGGUUGAUGGUACCGAAUGGUCCUGGGCGAACUGCAACACACUUUGCUGGGCAAUUGGGUCAAUAUCUGGUGCUAUGAAUGAAGAGACAGAGAAACGUUUCCUCGUUACUGUCAUCAAGGACCUCUUAGGCCUCACGGAAAUGAAGAGAGGAAAAGACAACAAAGCUGUUGUUGCGAGUAACAUCAUGUAUAUCGUGGGACAGUACCCACGUUUCUUGAAGGCUCAUUGGAAAUUCCUGAAAACAGUUGUUAAUAAGCUGUUUGAAUUCAUGCAUGAGACGCACGAAGGUGUCCAGGACAUGGCUUGUGACACGUUCAUCAAGAUCGCCAAUAAGUGCAGGAGGCACUUUGUUGCGCUUCAGCCAGGAGAGAAUGAAGCGUUCAUUGAAGAAAUUGUUCGCAAUAUGCGAAAAAUCACCUGUGAUCUUUCACCACAGCAGGUUCACACCUUUUACGAGGCUUGUGGCUACAUGAUAUCGGCUCAGGGCCAAAAGGGUCUCCAGGACCGGCUGAUCGAAAACUUAAUGUCACUGCCCAACUCUGCCUGGGAUGCCAUCAUCGCUCAAGCCAAUCAGGACCCGUCUGUGCUACAGGAUGGGGAGACGAUCAAGAUCGUUGGGAACAUUAUGAAGACCAACGUCGCAGCCUGCUCGUCAGUCGGUACAUACUUCUACUCCCAGUUAGGCCGCAUCUACCAUGACAUGUUAAACAUGUUCCGGGCGUCCAGUCAAUUGAUCAACGAUGCUGUUGCGCGCGAUGGCGAUAUUGCGACCAAGACUCCUAAAGUCAGGGGGCUUCGAACAAUCAAGCGGGAAAUCUUAAAACUCAUCGACACGUACGUACAAAAAGCAGACGACUUGGAGAUGGUCAACGCGAAUAUGGUUCCGCCGCUUCUUGAGGCUGUUUUGGUAGAUUACAAUCGCAAUGUACCCAAUGCUCGCGAAGCUGAGGUCUUGAGCGUCAUGACAACGGUUAUUCAGAAGUUGCACAACCUGAUGGAUGAUAAGGUGCCACUCAUCAUGGAAAGUGUCUUCGAAUGCACUCUGGAGAUGAUCAAUAAGGACUUCCAUGAGUUCCCCGACCACAGAAUUCAAUUUUUCAAGCUACUUCAAGCAAUAAACCUUUAUUGUUUCCCGGCUUUGCUGAAACUCGACGCAACGCAAUUCAAAUUCGUCAUCGAUUCUUGCAUGUGGGCAAGUAAGCACGAUAACCGAGAAGUUGAGAACACCGGUCUCACAAUGUGCCUCGAACUCAUGAAUAACAUGGCCGAAAUUGAUGUACAAACGUCAAACAUCUUCUUCCGCCAAUUCUAUAUCCCGAUCUUGCAGGAUGUAUUUUUCGUUCUCACGGACAGCGAUCACAAAGCAGGUUUCAAGUCUCAGGCUUCCUUGCUGUCGCGGAUGUUUUAUUUCAUCGAAGCCGGCAAGAUUCAAGAUCCCAUCUACUCUCCUGAACAAGCACCUAUUGGCACUUCCAAUAAAGACUUCCUUCAGAAAUACGUCGCAGAUCUUUUACAAGCUGCUUUCAAGAAUCUGCAAGAAAUCCAAAUCAAACAAUUCGUUGUUGGCUUGUUUACAUACAACGAUGACUUCAACAAGUUUAAGACCCACCUCCGUGAUUUCCUAAUCUCGUUGAAAGAGUUUGCAGGAGAUAAUGCUGAGCUCUAUGCCGAGGAAAGGGAACAGGCUCUGAAAGAUGCAAAGGCUGCUGAGCGUGAUCGGGCAAUGAGGGUAGGAGGGCUCCUGAAGCCGUCAGAAAUGGACCAUGAUGACGAGCUAUGA